Messenger RNA from Eurytemora carolleeae, 558 nucleotides. RefSeq lists its product as uncharacterized. The transcript has 3 exons. Bases 1 to 558 code for a protein of 185 amino acids. Lineage: Eukaryota; Metazoa; Arthropoda; Copepoda; Calanoida; Temoridae. The record is from RefSeq and is a predicted model, not a curated record.
AUGGUUGAGGAGACUGAAUAUGAUGAAGUUGUCCAGUGUGACCAUUCCUACGACAGAAGGUGUCACACCACCUAUGUCACCAAUUACGAGUCCCAGCAGGAGGAGGAGUGCGAGGAAAACUUCAGAAAGAAGUUAUGCAGAACUCCACUGGUGAAGGACUGUGAUGUCCAGGGACCUGAAAUCUGCAGAACUGAGUAUGAAUCAGAGUCCUGGACCAAGCAAGAAGUUCAUGAUGUUGAAGAUGAUGUCGUUGAGUGUGAAACCAUCCAGGAUGAGAAGUGUGCUGAUGAAACCUCUGGAUACACCACUCUCACCAAGUGCUCCAAGUGGCCUAGAGAAGAAUGCAAGGUUACCAAGAAGAAAGUGCAGAAGUAUACCCCUAUCACUGGAUGUACCAAGGAGCCUAGGGAGUUGUGUGCCCCUGCAGGAUGUGGGUUCAAGGAGGGAGCUGAGGAAUGCUUUGACAAAACACAGACUGUUGUCCAGGAUGCCCCCAAGGAAGAAUGCUCCCUAGAACCCCAGAGAACCUGUGCUCAUGUCACCAAGCUGAUGAAAUAA